Messenger RNA from Mercurialis annua (annual mercury), 2694 nucleotides. RefSeq names its product pentatricopeptide repeat-containing protein At5g02860. The coding region runs from base 63 to 2507 and encodes 814 amino acids. The record is from RefSeq and is a predicted model, not a curated record. Gene Ontology annotation, molecular function: protein binding. Lineage: Eukaryota; Viridiplantae; Streptophyta; Magnoliopsida; Malpighiales; Euphorbiaceae. The transcript has a single exon.
AAUCCAAACAAAACCUUAAGCUACUAUACCUCAAAAAUAAACUCAAUCCUUUAAGCAUUUCCAUGGCAGAAAAGCUAGCUUUACCACUCCUCCUCUCAAACCCACCUCCUUCAAAACCCCAAUUCUCAAUCCAAACCCAUAAUCUUCAACCACCCACCUCACCAAUUAUCCAAAACAUACUCACUAACCACCAACCAAACCAACCCAUCAACCCAAACGGUUCAAUUACCCCAUCUUCCAGACCAAGAACAAGAAUUGGCAAAGCCCGUGACCCGAACCGUGGAAAACCAUGGUCAAGCCACCGUCUUUCAACUCAAGGUCAGCUUGUUCUUGAUUCUUUAAUCGACCCAUGUUUUCAAAUUAGUGAAUUAAACAAAGUUUUGAGUCAGUUAUUUCAGUUUCAUAGUGAACAAUUGAGUUUAGAUAAUGGAAAUUUAAAUUCUUUAUCAUUGGAUAUUUUGGGGAUUAUUAAGGGUUUAGGGUUUUAUAAAAAAUGUGAGUUGGCAAUUAGCGUGUUUAAUUGGGUUAGGUCAAGAGAUGAUUUUCACACAGUUUUGAAUUGUUCUGUUGUGGCUGUAAUGGUAACUAUGCUUGGUAAAGAAGGGAAAUUAUCAGUGGCUGGUUCUUUGUUAAGUAGUCUCCGUAACGACGGGUUUGAUCUAGAUGUUUACGCGUAUACUUCGUUGAUAACUGCUUAUGCUAGUAACGGAAGGUAUAGGGAUGCUGUUGUUGUGUUUAAGAAGAUGGAGGAAGAGGGUUCGAAGCCAACUUUGAUAACUUAUAAUGUGAUUUUGAAUGUUUAUGGUAAAAUGGGUAUGCCUUGGAGUAAGAUUUCGGGUCUUGUCGAUGGGAUGAAGAGUUCGGGGGUUGCACCUGAUGACUAUACUUAUAAUACUUUAAUAAGUUGUUGCCGACGUGGGUCUUUGUAUGAAGAAGCUGCUCGGGUUUUUGAGGAGAUGAAAAUGUCGGGGUUUUCGCCGGAUAAGGUUACGUAUAAUGCAUUGUUGGAUGUUUACGGGAAGUCUAGGCGGCCUAAAGAAGCUAUGGAGGUAUUAAAGGAAAUGGAGAGUAAUGGAUUUUCUCCGAGUAUUGUGACGUAUAAUUCAUCGAUAUCAGCUUAUGCUAGAGAUGGUCUAUUGAAGGAAGCUAUGGAGCUUAAAAUGCAAAUGGUGGAAAAUGGGAUUAAACCCGAUGUUUUUACGUAUACGACCCUCUUAUCCGGAUUUGAGAAGGCUGGGAUGGAUGAGCCUGCCAUGAGAAUUUUCGAGGAAAUGAGAGCUGCAGGUUGCAAACCAAAUAUUUGUACUUUCAAUGCUUUAAUUAAGAUGCAUGGUAACAGGGGAAAUUUUCCUGAAAUGAUGAAGGUUUUUGAAGAAAUUGAAAUUUGUAAUUGUACGCCAGAUAUUGUUACAUGGAAUACCCUUCUGGCUGUUUUUGGGCAAAAUGGGAUGGACUCCGAAGUUUCUGGAGUGUUCAGAGAGAUGAAGAGGGCCGGGUUUAUGCCCGAGAGGGACACUUUCAAUACACUAAUUAGUGCAUAUAGCCGAUGUGGUUCUUUCGAACAAGCCAUGGCUGUAUAUAGAAGAAUGAUGGAAGCUGGAAUUACUCCGGAUCUUUCUUCAUACAAUGCUGUUUUGGCAGCAUUGGCUCGAGGAGGACUUUGGGAACAAUCGGAGAAGGUAUUUUCGGAAAUGAAGGACGGUAGGUGUAGGUGUAAGCCUAACGAGCUUACUUAUUGUUCUUUGCUUCAUGCGUACGCAAAUGGCAAGGAGAUCGAGCGAAUGCAUGCUCUUGCAGAAGAGAUAUAUGCUGGCAUAAUUGAACCUGUUCCUGUUCUCUUGAAAACGCUAGUCUUAGUAAAUAGUAAAUGCGACCUACUACUGGAAACUGAACGGGCGUUCAUCGAGUUAAAUAAGAAAGGUGAACCUGACUUGAGCACUCUCAAUACCAUGAUUGCAAUAUACGGCAGGAGGCAAAUGGUUGCUAAAGCAAAUGAGAUCUUGAACUUCAUGAACGAGCGAGGGUUCAGCCCAAGCGUAGCGACUUACAAUAGUCUCAUGUAUAUGUACAGUCGCUCAGAAAAUUUCGAGAGAUCGGAAGAAGUUCUAAAGGAAAUUCUUGCGAAAGGAUUAAAACCCGACAUAAUCUCUUACAACACUGUUAUAUUUGCAUAUUGUCGAAACGGCCGAAUGAAAGACGCGUCACGGAUAUUCUCCGAUAUGAAAGACAACGGGAUAGUUCCCGAUGUCAUUACAUAUAACACAUUUGUUGCAACUUAUGCAGCUGAUUCGCUGUUUGAAGAGGCCAUCGAUGUUGUUAAAUACAUGAUGAAGAACGGCUGCAAGCGGAACCAGAAUACGUAUAACUCGAUCGUCGAUGGUUACUGUAAGCAUAAUCGUCGAGCUGAUGCAAUCACGUUUGUUAGCAGCAUUAAUGAGCUCGAUCCACAUGUUUCGAAGGAGGAAGAGUCAAGAUUAUCUGAUAGAAUAGCAAAGAAAUGGUACUAAAUCUGAUCAAUCCCUUUCUUAAAAUGUAAUGACAGUGUUGCUGCCAUGUUUUUUGCUCAUCAGUGUAUAUAUAUGUAUGUUUUUUCACCCCAUUUUUGGCCCAUUUUCUUGUUGAAGGGCAUGAAGAUGAACUUGAUGUAGAAUAAUGCACACAUAUACUAUAGUAUUAUAAUUGAGAGUUAAAUCA